Mytilinidion resinicola is the source of this 2748-nucleotide messenger RNA. RefSeq lists its product as uncharacterized. The transcript has a single exon. The record is from RefSeq and is a predicted model, not a curated record. The coding region runs from base 1 to 2580 and encodes 859 amino acids. NCBI's taxonomy places the organism in Eukaryota, Fungi, Ascomycota, Dothideomycetes, Mytilinidiales, Mytilinidiaceae.
AUGGCGGACCAUGAGUUGGAUGACCUAGGGUUGAUCUCACCGCAGCACCGGCCAUCACUUGAGAGCAUAUCAGAUAUCGCAUCGACGCUCCGUUUACCCAACCAUCGCAGGAAUGACUCAGACGCCGACACUCUUACCGACCGACUUCUACUCUCUCCCGAAUCUGAACAUGGACGUUUCAAUACUAGAUCGUCCCGACAUUCUCCAAGAGUUCCUCAAAGUCCACUAUCUCCGAACGAUCUGAAGCAGCCCCAAAAACGAAAGACCCAUAUCAAAUUGCGACACAAACUGGGCUGGCUUGCGAUCACGCUCCUGAUCGCCACUCCGGUCGUUGUCUUAACCCUUGUUGAAGUCCUGGUCUUUCUAUGGUUCUCCGACUCUUCCAAUGGCAAUUGGCACUAUCUCAUGGUCAAUCAAUGGGCCACUCGGGCAGUCUCCAUCUCUGCUAUGAUCAUUCGAACUAUUAUCGACUUCCUUGCCGGAGUCGGUGCAUCGAUGCUGGCAGCUCUGGCUUUGGAAUCACACGCUGUGCGCCUUUGCGACUCGGCAGCUGUUUCUGUUAUGAGAUCUGGAAUGGCUUCGCCUUGGCGACUCCUCCUGCCCAUGUUCUUUGGGUCUCGAAAGGAAGGCGGAAUCACGCACUAUCUAUUUCUGCCACUGAUCAUCCUCUUGACAACUACCACCGUACUGCUUCAAUUUAGCUCUACGGCCUUACUCUCCGAUCUCAAACUUGGUCUUCUUGAAGGCUAUUCGACUAACAGAACUUUCUUUUAUGACUUCGAAUACAAUACAGCAACACGUGUUGGGGAUGUUCAAGGCUGGGAUCUAUACAAUUUAACAGCUGCUCCGCUUAUCCACCGUGGCAUAUCAUGGGCUAGAAACCCUCCUUUCUAUCCCACUUUUGGGGAAUAUACCGAAGCAGUGCCGAAGAAGAAAAAGGUAGAUGACACGGGGUAUACUUUCCGUGCAUUCAUGCCAUUCACAGACGCUCAAUCGCGACAAACUGUUCAAAAAUACACCGGAUCCUCGUUUGUUGUGGAUUCUCGAGUCUCCUGUCAGCAGCCGGAUUUUGAAACUAUUAACGUAACUAUUGGUGUCGAGAAGACCAUGGAUCAGACGGGAAGCCUAAUAUGGACUAUCUCUGGGAGCUUUACUAAUUCGACAGACGUUCCUGACCUCUGGACACCACCGGUCCCGAUACCGUUCGAGUGUAAAUAUCUCGUCGGAGUAGGAUCUUACUCGAUAUGUCAGAUGCAAGGGCCACAGUACUUGAUUUGGAGUCAGGAUUUUGAGCAUGAGAGCCUCCUCCAUGACAGGCUUGCAGCUGUACCAGGAGAGACUGCUGGAAGUCUAAAAAGCCAGCUCACAAACGUCACAGUCGAGCAGAUGAAACCGACACCGUUCGAUACCCUUCCGUCAUGGGGACCUACCUAUCUUAUCUUUCGAUCCUACGAUGAACAGGAUCUCGCUGCCGUUAAGAAUAUACAAGACUAUUCCACUGAUCAGCAAAACAACACACGCAUACAUUUCGAACCUUCGGAUACGGAAUGGCUCAAUAUGACCACGAGAAUGAGCGUAGCUGAUUCCGCCGCGAACAAUAUUGUUCUAUUCAACCAGACCAUUAGCGUGUCUCUCUGUUACACAUCGUGGCAAACUGCCGACUUGAGUACCCACAUGUCUUCGGAAUCCAGCCGUCAGGAACCCAGCUCGCAUAAAACUUCUCGCUCUGCCUACGAUUUCUCGGAUCUACGAAUCCAGAUGGGCCAGCACCCUAACAUCACUUCCCUAGAGGCUCGCAACGUCUUGAACCUUUCAGAAACCAUAUGGAUACCCACGAAUGACGACGCUGCUCCUAUACAGCAGCAACCCCCCGUCCAGGCCUUCGCAGAUAUGUCUGGAUAUGGCCUGCGAAAUCGAGAACGCACAGAGCUUAUACUCGCCCACACCUUCACCAAUGAGACGUCAAACGACACAGUCCUGAUUUACCCGAACUCCAUCGGAUUCGAGAGUAGCCGCCUAAGCGGCAAUUGGUCAGCUCUUGUGUUCGACCUGUCCAUCGGUCUCGCCUUUCCCCCCAACAUCACCAACUGCACACUCCCUGACCCAGCCCUCUCCUCCUUCUUCCUCGAAGCCAUGGCUCAAAACGGCUCCGUCGCAUCAACGAUGUCUUCCUUACUCACAAUCCUCAGCGGCAUGGCAUACUACGACCAGUUCCCUGCAUACACGAAGCAGGGCAAUGCAACGUUUGUCUUCUUCUCGAAUGUAUUGUAUCCUCAAGACACGCGAGGGUUCACAGCCGUAGUCAUUCUUAUCCUCCUCCAAACCUUCAUAUUUACGGUCAUCGCGACGCUGUUUGUCUGGAAGACGCGGUUCUCGAUGCUCGGCAAUGACUGGGCGAAUGUCGCGCAGGUGCUGGCGCCGGCGACCGAGGAGUUGGUGCGUGGCAGCUCGCGUGCGAUGGAUAAAGAGAUCAAGAGCGAGCUGGAGAUUAGGGGGACGAGGAAUAUGGAGGUUGGCGUGGGCCUGUUGGGGGAUGGAGAGAGCUUUGGGAUUACGGCGAGGAAGAGAUGGAAGGGGUAGGGGGCAGGUUGACGAGGCUGUACCCGGAAGUCAUUGUCACCUCGAAUCAGCCUCAUGAAGAAGACGCUCCCUGCUGUGUUCCUUUACCCUGGUACUCUGAGCACACCUGUAAGAUCUAAUCAGCAAGAGCAAGAAGCGCAAGGCUGAGGAGCUUGGGCGCUUUGUAUA